This is a messenger RNA of Parnassius mnemosyne (clouded apollo), 612 nucleotides long. The record is from the annotation of a GenBank genome assembly. Lineage: Eukaryota; Metazoa; Arthropoda; Insecta; Lepidoptera; Papilionidae.
AUGUAUACUCUUUUACACGGCUUUUACAAAUACAUUAUACAAAAAGACGAGUACUGUGUAUUAAUAUUAGGGCUCGAUAAUGCUGGUAAAACGACUUAUUUGGAGGCUACUAAAACGAAAUACACUAAAAAGUAUAAGGCUAUGAACCCCAAUAGAAUAACAACGACUGUAGGGCUAAAUAUAGGUAAAAUUGAUGUAGACGGCGUAAGGUUAAAUUUUUGGGACCUGGGUGGACAGCAAGAGCUACAGUCACUAUGGGAUAAAUACUAUGCAGAAUGCCAUGCCGUAAUUUACAUAGUGGACUCAUCUGAUAGAGAAAGAAUUUCCGAAUCAAAAGAAACAUUUGAUAAGAUGAUAGCUUCAGAACAUUUGUCUGGAGUUCCACUAUUGGUGCUAGCUAACAAACAAGACAUUCCAGAUUGUAUGGGUGUACACACAGUUAAACCAAUAUUCAAUCAGAAUGCACAUCUAAUUGGUGCAAGAGACAUUAUGCUAAUGGCAACAUCUGCUUUAACUGGUGACGGUGUUGAUGAAGGAAUCAAAUGGCUAGUGGAUUGUAUAAAAAGAAACAGCAUCGACAGACCUCCACGAAACCACGACGAUAACUUAUAA